Messenger RNA from Salvelinus sp. IW2-2015, 3222 nucleotides. Its product is annotated as ubiquilin-4. The record is from RefSeq and is a predicted model, not a curated record. Gene Ontology annotation, biological process: ubiquitin-dependent protein catabolic process. Gene Ontology annotation, molecular function: polyubiquitin modification-dependent protein binding. NCBI's taxonomy places the organism in Eukaryota, Metazoa, Chordata, Actinopteri, Salmoniformes, Salmonidae. Gene Ontology annotation, cellular component: cytosol.
GAUUCUAUCGGAGGAGUAAACAUGGAGGACAACGGCGGUGAAGAUCCUGUUAAUAACAACAAUAAUACAACGGUAUCUUCUGAGGGAUCUAUUAUUAAGGUUACAGUCAAAACCCCGAAAGAUAAGGAAGAAAUCGCCAUCUCGGAAGAUGCCUCGGUCACUCAGUUUAAGGAGGAGAUCUCGCGGAGGUUCAAAGCCAAGCAGGAUCAGUUGGUUCUGAUCUUUGCAGGGAAGAUCCUGAAGGACGGGGACUCGCUCAACCAACACGGCAUCAAGGACGGCCUGACAGUCCACCUGGUCAUAAAGACGGCACACAAGGCAGGAGAUGGCGCUAGUUCCUGCACCUCCCAGGUGGGCAGCAGUAGUGGCAGCUCCUCGGGCCCCAGUUCUGCAGUCCACUCCUCCACAGUAGGGUCCACUGGAGGCCCUGCCUCGGCACCCCCACAGACCCCCAACAUACUGACCGGGUUCGGUGACCUGUCCAGUCUGAGCAGCAUGGGCAUGGGCUCAGCUAACUUCAUGGAGCUGCAGCAGCAAAUGCAGAGCCAGCUGAUGUCCAACCCAGAGAUGCUGUCUCAGAUCAUGGAGAACCCCCUGGUGCAGAACAUGAUGUCCAACCCAGACCUGAUGAGGCAGAUGAUUGUGGCCAACCCUCAGAUGCAGCAGCUGAUGGAGCGCAACCCCGAGAUCUCCCACAUGCUCAACAACCCCGAGCUUAUGAGACAGACCAUGGAGCUGGCCAGGAACCCUGCUAUGAUGCAGGAGAUGAUGCGUAACCAGGACCGGGCACUUAGCAACCUGGAGAGCAUCCCYGGGGGCUACAACGCCCUGCGAAGGAUGUACACAGACAUCCAGGAACCCAUGUUCAGCGCCGCACGAGACCAGUUUGGAAACAACCCUUUCUCAGCCCUGGGGGGCAACUCUGAUGGGGGGGUGCAGCCGUCGAGGACAGAGAACCGGGAACCGCUGCCCAACCCAUGGGGCCCCCCCAGCUCCACCACCCCCUCUGAGGGUGGAGGGGGCACGGGCACCACAGGCUCGUCUACCACUGGCAGCACCAACCCCAGUGUCUCCAACCCUCUGGGUGUCAACUCUGCCAGUCUGGGAAAUGGCAUGUUCAGCAGUCCAGGCAUGCAGAGUCUGAUGCAGCAGAUUUCAGAGAACCCUCAGCUGAUGCAGAACAUGCUGUCUGCUCCCUACAUGCGCAGUAUGAUGCAGUCUCUGGCCCAGAACCCAGACAUGGCCUCUCAGGUGUUGAUGAAUAAUCCCCUGUUUGCUGGAAAUCCCCAACUGCAGGAACAGUUCAGGAGCCAGCUGCCUGUCUUCCUGCAGCAGAUGCAGAACCCAGAGGCGCUCUCUGUCAUGACCAACCCCCGAGCCAUGCAGGCUCUCCUCCAGAUACAACAGGGCCUACAGACGCUGCAGACAGAAGCACCAGGACUCAUGCCCAGUUUGGCACCGGGUGGGCUGCCAGGUGGUCUACCAGGGGGGCUAGUAGGUGGAUUACCAGGUGGAAUACCCACAACCCCCCUGUCCGUAGGAGGGGGUGUGGCUCCAGAGAACCCCGCCUCUUCGCCGAGCGCUGGGACAAACCCCGCCCAGCAGCUGAUGAUGCAGCAGAUGCUCCAAAUGUUCGCAGGAGGGAAUGCCUCGAGCCAGACCCCGGAGGUGCAGUUCCAGCAGCAGCUGGAGCAGCUGGGUGCUAUGGGCUUCAUCAACCGAGAGGCCAACCUGCAGGCCCUSAUCGCUACKGGAGGAGAUGUCAACGCUGCCAUCGAGAGACUGCUGGGCUCUCAGCCCUCAUAAAGACACACUCACACACACACAGUUACGUAUAUAAGCAUACGUCAAUACAGACACACGCAUACACACUAUCCAGCUCUGGGUAGCAAGGGAUAAACACACACACAUACUGUCUACAGAGAACCAAGAAGUGAAAUGAACCGUCCCAAACCGACACAGAUGAGACCCGGUCAGGAUAUGUACCAUUCUAAACAUCCACCGCAGCCUCCUGUCAGAUCAUGCCCCACCCCCAUAUCCCCUGUUCUUAGCCUCAUCCACAGAGCUCUGCCCAGCAGAACCAGACUGACCAGACCAUCUCAACAGAGGGGUGUGAAAGGGAAGGGGGCGAAAGGCACCCUCUCUUAAACAGAGAUGCUUUAUCCUACAAGAUUCACUCAUCCAUCUUCCUCUCUAAUAAAUCUGAGGGGUUUAUUCAAUGAGAUGAGAGUUCAGAGUGCGGCAGAUAGUAAGCAUUGCAUUCACUGCAAAUGCAUUCACUGCAUUGCAUAGAGCUGUUAUGACGCAUUUGUUUCCUGUCUAUAUGUUGCAUUUCUGUCUACAGUGAGGUGAACAAUCCACCAUUUUGACCAAACCCCUGAUGUGCAGGGUAUAUGGAGAGGGGAGGAAGAGAGAAAUACAAAACUAUUUUGUCAAUCUCACACGGAUAUCAGGCCCCAAUCCCUUCCCCCUCUUUCCACGACUUUAACCGUCCAAAACCCUUUCUAUUUAUUGCUAUUGCUGAAAAGAAAAGAUCCCCCACACUUCCCUAAAAUUGCAAAAUUGUCAUUCCAGAUAGGAUAUAUCCAUCUCUUCUCAGCUGUGAGUUGUUCCCCCCAGGCUCCACGCACGGUGCCUUGUUUUCAACAAACCCCUUUAACAACAACCACUCCCAUCAAAUGGAUGGAUUUGAUCAAACCCUGGCUAGUCAAAUCAAAUGAGUCUGCCGGUGCUGGUGUAGAUUGACUUCACACAGGCGGUGCCACAAGAUUGAGACCUUUGAGAAAUGUCAUGAUAAUCGUUAAUGAAGGAAGAAAUGUGUGGUUCUGAGGAAGACACAGAAAGACGAGACAGAUUUCCUUUUCGUUUUAAUCUGAUUCAURAUGUUUUUUAAUUUGAGGUGUAAGUCGUACCUACCUAUAGAUAAUCUGUUUUGUCUCAUCAUUAAACAAAACUCUUCCUGGAAAAUGUAUGAAUAAAAUAUUAUGACAAAAGGCUUUUUGGUAUGGUGUGGCACCAUACGUUGUUGUAAAUUAGGUUCUUGCUUUUUGCUUUUAUUUUAGCAUUGUAGUUGUGGUAACCUUGGCAAUGGCUUCCAUAGCUGUGAUUUGUCUGUUGGCCUCAGCUGAAAAUCCAUACCCAAUUCAACAUGUUUGAACUAACUUUUAACAGUACUGUACUACAAAAUAAAACUAAGUUGGUCAAUAAGAACCCUAUUUCAAA